Messenger RNA from Andrographis paniculata, 4438 nucleotides. RefSeq lists its product as uncharacterized. The record is from RefSeq and is a predicted model, not a curated record. The transcript is spliced from 19 exons. Lineage: Eukaryota; Viridiplantae; Streptophyta; Magnoliopsida; Lamiales; Acanthaceae. The coding region runs from base 75 to 4310 and encodes 1411 amino acids. Gene Ontology annotation, molecular function: protein binding. Gene Ontology annotation, biological process: establishment of meiotic spindle localization; mitotic cell cycle; spindle organization. Gene Ontology annotation, cellular component: spindle pole.
UCUUCAUUUUCUUACCAUUCACAGAGAAACACUCCCAGCAUUCAAGAUUCAAGAAACUAAGGAGAAGAUCUCCGAUGAUGGAAUCGAGAAAACGGACUACCACGUCCACUCCGUAUCCUCCUUCGCCAUUGCCGGACCCUCCGUCGUCUUCAAUCUUCCGAGACAUUUCCAAUUUCAAAACCCCUAAAAGACCCUCGAAAUUUUCAAGUUUCCAGUCUUCGCCACAGUUCUUCACUGCCAGCAAGAACACCCCAUUUUCCUCCUCCCGGCGUUGCUUCAAAUCAUCGGCUUUGAAAUCGAAGGCGGCUCGUAGGUUGAAGGCCUAUGAGCUAGAGCAAUCCAAAUCUGCGCGGAAGGUUCAGAGUGAGAAAGAGAAAUCGGUCAAAUCACUGGCUAGGUCACUCACUGUGUGGCUGAAUUUCUUGUUCGAGAACCCUGGCUCGUGUGGCUGUGAUCCAGCUACCUUCACAGGGGAAACUGAUGGUUUCGAUUUGAGUUUAGGUGGAGGAGUGAAGGAAGUGCUGCUGAAUAAUGGGAAGAGGGAGAGUGUGCCGGGACAGGGAGUUGGGAUUGAUGGGCCAUGGAGAGUCCCCAAGAGGCAGAGGGGCUUGUCCUGGAGGAUGGAGGGGAGUGAUGAAGGUGGAGACUGUGAGCUGUCGAAUUUCAAGUUCUUGGGGCUGAGAGCUUCUUUGGAGGAGAUAUGUAGCUUUGAGGAUUUGAAGGAUCGAAUGAGGAUGUAUUUGAGCCUAGGAAAUUGCAGAGAUAUUUUCAAAACCAUGGAUGGAGUGACAAAGAACAUCGAUGAAGGUCGGCUGAGAAUGAAGGCUAGUUGCCCCAUAGUGAGUGACGUAGCCAUGAAGGAGAAAGCCAUUGGAAUUCUCAUGUGUUACGACCCCAUUUGGCUAAGAAUUGGUUUAUACAUAAUAUUGGGUGGCGAUCCCUUGUUGCCGAAUGGUGACGUGAGUUCUGAGCAUGAAAAUGCAUUCUUGAGAAUGGUUCUUGAAAAACAGUUCUUAUCGCACACUGGUCUAGCCAAAGCUCAUGCUUAUAACAAGAAAGUCGAGGGCUUGUACAGACCAGGUUACUAUGAAACAUUAGGCAAUGUCAUAUUGAAGAGAUUCUUAUUGCUUGUUAUCAUACUGGACCGUGCAAAGUCGCAGACAAGUCUUCCCCUUAAAUAUGGUAUAGAUGGAAAGGAUGGUGGAUCUCCUCCUCUGUUCACUUUGAAAGCUAAUGCUAAAUCGAGCCGCCAAGUUAUUAGUGAUUUUUUAUCUUCGGAAGUGAUGCAUGGGGAAGGCAAUAUUCUAGCACAUCUGUUGAUUGUUGGAUAUAGACUUACAUACCAGCAAAAUCUUUUGAUCGAAUAUGACUUCAAAGUCACUGAUUUAUUUGAAGACCUUCGGAAUGGCAUUCGACUUUGCAGAGCUAUUGAACUCUUGAAACACGAUCCUUCCAUUCUCAUGAAAGUGGUAGUUCCAGCCGACAGUCAGAAGAAAAGUCUCACUAAUUGUGGCGUUGUACUGGAAUAUCUCAAGCAAGCGGGCGUACCGUUACUUGAUGAAGAUGGGACAGAAAUUAUUGCAGAGGAUAUUGUUAAUGGAGACAAGGAACUCACACUUUCCUUGCUCUGGAACAUUUUUAUACACCUACAGCUGCCACUCUUAAUCAACAAAUCACUUUUGUUGGAAGAAGUUUCACAUAUCCAGGGAGUUGCUUCGGAGAAUGUCAAUAACCAGACACUCUUGGAUUUGCUGCUUAGUUGGAUUAAGGCAAUCUGUGAAACUUAUGAGCUGAAGAUUGACAGCCACUCUUCCCUGUUAGAUGGAAAAGCCCUUUGGUGCUUGCUUGAUUAUUACUUCCGUAAAGAACAUGACUGUUCGUGUUUUGUUAAGGAACCUGACGGAACCAAGACUGAAAAUUCUAUCAUGUCAGCAAUUGAAUAUACAGAUGCUGUGCACAACUUCAUACUUUCUCAAAAAUUAACAUCUUUGUUAGGAAACUUUCCAGAGGUUUUACAAGUGAGUGACAUACUAGAACACAAUGGUGCGUGCAACGGGCAGAGUGUCAUCGUACUCUUGGUGUUUCUAGCAGUUCAACUACUCGUGAAAAGAAAUUUGGAUAAGUUAAACUUUCACAAAUUGCUGGGUUUUGGUUGCCAACCAUCGAACAGCAGGCGCAGAAGCACAGAUUGGAACAAUGAAAAAGAUCCGGCAAGAGAUUUUAAGGCUAUAAUGGCUUGGUGGCAAGACAUGGCCAAACAAAAUGGAAAGUGUAGUUUAAAGCCGGAUAGCAGAAACGAUAACUCUGUUCAAAGAGAAAAUGCUGCAAUCAUUAUACAGUCUCACUACAGAAGCCUAAUAGCUCGUCGAAACUACAGAAAAGUAACAAAUGCAGCUCUAGUGUUGAAAAGUGCGAUAUUCGCUUGGUUAUCAGAGAGGAAGAAGAAAACAUUUGUCGAGGAACUGAGAGCAAGUAGGAUGAACUCGGAAAAUCUUCCCAUGUACGUCGCGCUUAUGGUUGACAGACAUCAGUUUGUCGACUUAAAAAGAUCGAUCUUAGUUAUUCAGCAGGCGAUAAGGUCUAGCAUUGCUAGGAAGCAUUAUGAAGAAAGAGCCAUUUGCAAUCAAAUGCACAAUGCUGCUAUGGUCAUUCAAAGUUGUGUAAGAGGUUGUAUGGCGCGGUCUAAUUAUAGACAAAGAAUCAUUGCUAAUCUUCAGACAUCAGCGGCAAUCAUAAUCCAGCGUUCUUGGAAAGAUCACAUCAUGAACAGACAAAUGCAUAUUAAGAACUCGGCCGCAACAAAAAUUCAGAGCAACUAUCGUGGUUGGGUUGUGAGGAAGAGAUUUGCAUCGAAGAAGUCGGCAAUAAGAACAAUUCAAAGGAGGUUUCGCCUCAGAGUGGAAUAUCUAUCUGCUGUCGUUGUUCAAUCUCAUGUCCGCGGAUGGAUGGCUCGUAGACGAGCAAAUAGAGCUUUGCAACAGCUCGAAUCCGCAGCAAUCAAAAUUCAGCAUUCUUGGCGAGGCUACCUUACCAAUAAACUUAUGUGUCAACACUCUGCUGCAGCUAAAAUUCAAAGCCAAUAUCGUAGCUGGAUAAAUAGAAAGAAUUUUACGAGCAAGAAACAAGCAGCGACGACAAUUCAAAGGAGUCUACGAUGUUUAAGAAGCAUAAAGAAUUUCCAGAUUCACCGAGAGAAACAUUUAUCUGCUAUCAUCAUUCAAGCUCAUGUUCGCGGAUGGAUUGCUCGAAGACAAGCGAAACAAGAAAAGAAUCUCGUAGCUACAAUUCAGAGGAAGGAGAUCGCGAUCCGGAAGAAUUCUGCUAUUAAGAUCCAAAAUGCUUUACGCGGCAUGAACUGUCGCAAGGAAUUCUACUCUCAACGCCGUGCUGCAGUCGAGAUCCAAAGCUUCAUCAGAGGGGAGAACACUAGGAAAAUACUUAUCGUCACUAAAUCAGGAGCUGCCGAGCCUGAAUCGAACACACUUCUGCAGUCUGCGGUGAAAUUGCAAAAAUGGUGGAGAAAUGUUCUGCAAACUAGAAUAAUCUCAAGGUCAGCCAUGGUCAUCCAAUCGUGUUACCGAGGAUGGCGAGCGAGAAAAUUGGCAAGGAGAGAAAAGCAGAGUGUCGUCGUGCUUCAAUCGUAUUGGAAAGGCUACCUUGCGCGCAAAUACGCGAGAGCGCAGCUACGCGACCUGCGCCUGCGAAUGCAAAAGUCUGCUGCAAACAUAGAUGACAACAUGCGCCUAAUAAACAGACUUGUCGCCGCAGUUUCUGAACUUUUGAGCAUGAGAAGCCUCAGCGGCAUUCUGCAUACGUGCGCGACUUUGAAUAUGGCGACCGAGCUUUCACAAAAAUGCUGCGAAGAGCUCGUUAAUGCUGGAGCCAUCGCGACACUGCUGAAGCUAAUCCGUUCGGUGAGCAGGAGCAUACCUGAUCAGCAAGUCCUGAAGCAUGCCCUGUCGACUCUGAGGAACCUCGCUCGUUUCCCACACCUUGCAGAAAUAUUGUUAGAUUGUCGCGGAAGCGUCGAAACCAUUGUUUUAGAGUUCCUAAGGAACAAAGAGGAUGGAUAUUUCAUAGCGGCGGACCUGCUGAAGAGAAUGUGCGCCAUCGAGAAAGGCGCGAAAGCUAUCGGCAAGUCGCCGGCGCUUGUGAAGAGGCUGAACAACAUUGCCGAGGACUUGGCGAAGAAGGCUGCCGCUGCCGGAAAGGACAAAAGGAAGAAGGAGGCGGCAAGGGAGAUCUCAUUAACAGAGAGAAGAUUAAAAGAAGUUGUUGAGCUCCUCAAAAUCAUUACAAAAAACUGCUGACAAUCUGAAUUUGAUCGAUCAGAUCAUUCAUUCCCUUUGGUUUCUCGUGUUUCAGUUUCGCUCAUCAUGUAAACGUUGUGUUUAUUUGGAUAGUAUUGAAUUUGGAUUGAACUAUAUGAAUUGACAGU